This is a messenger RNA of Ornithorhynchus anatinus (platypus), 3741 nucleotides long. It is a transcript of the gene ZNF618, whose product is annotated as zinc finger protein 618. The transcript has 13 exons. Lineage: Eukaryota; Metazoa; Chordata; Mammalia; Monotremata; Ornithorhynchidae. Gene Ontology annotation, molecular function: protein dimerization activity. The coding region runs from base 343 to 2883 and encodes 846 amino acids. The record is from RefSeq and is a predicted model, not a curated record.
CAAAGCCCCAGAGGGCAGGGGAUUGGGAGAUACUGGCCUGACCUUCCAGAUGCUGUCUCAGGAGCUGAUUUGGGCAUUGGAAGCUGCAGGAGGGGCAGGUUGGAGCCAGCAUGACAUGAGGUGGUUGGCAGCUCCCGAAUGAUUCUUUGGUGAAGAGCCUCAUCGCAGCCUCUGGGCAGACUGCCAUGCACACUCGUCUCUUACUGAGUCACUGUUGCUUGUGGGCCCAGCACGGACCACUGGGCUCAGUGCCUAGUCCUGCAGCCUCUCUCUCUGUUUCAAGAGCCCCUCCCUCUUUGGCUCUGAUUGUGACACACAACCUUGUGCGUGGACAUCCUGUCCAUGGGAGCACAAGCUUCCUGGAUCCAUUGGGCCGGUCUGGGGCCCGGAGGGUCGUACGAGUGUGGAAUAUGUGGGAAGAAAUACAAGUACUACAACUGUUUCCAGACCCACGUGCGAGCCCAUCGAGACACUGAAGCGGCCUCAGGCGAAGGAGCAUCCCAAGGCAACAAUUUCAGGUACACGUGUGACAUCUGUGGGAAGAAGUAUAAAUAUUACAGCUGCUUCCAGGAGCACCGAGACCUACACGCUGUAGAUGUGUUUAGUGUCGAAGGGGCUCCGGAGAACCGGACAGACCCCUUUGAGCAGUCCGCCUCAGCCACCGCUGCUGAAGAGGUGAAAGAGGAACCCCCGGAACCGUUCCAGAAAAUCGGGCCAAAGACAGGCAACUACACCUGUGAGUUCUGUGGCAAGCAGUACAAGUAUUACACUCCCUACCAGGAGCAUGUGGCCCUGCACGCGCCAAUCAGUCACGCCGCUGGGUGGGAGUUAUCUGAUGAGCCCGACACUAGUUCUGAGUGUUCACAUCCAGAGCUGUCUCGAUCUCCACUCUUCGUGGCCGUGAAGACACAGGCGAACCAAUCCAGCAAAAAAUCUCCAGCCUCCAUAAUACGAUGUUCCACCCUCCUGCACAGCGCCCCCUCUGGUGCCCCUCCGGCAUCCCAAACCCAGAUGUUCCGCGCUCCAAAUUCCGGAUCCCCUGGAAGCAAGGCAACCACAGCAGAAAGUGCUUUCAGCAAGAGGGUGGAAGGCAAAGCGCAAAACAACUUUGAAGAAACCAAUAGCAGUUCCCAAAACUCCAGUGAAGCCGCGAGUCCCUUGAUUUCAAACCCUUUCCCGCUUUUACAGAAACCGUAUACCUGCGGCGCCUGUGGGAUCCAGUUCCAGUUUUAUAACAAUCUUCUGGAGCACAUGCAGUCUCAUGCAGCCGACAAUGAGAACAACAUCACCUCCAACCAACCCAGGUCACCUCCAGCCGUGGCGGAAGAGAAGUGGAAGCCACAGCCCCAAAGAAACAGUGCCAACAAUACGGCAGCCAGCGCCUCCGGACCCAACAGUGCAAUCCCCGAGAAGGAACGGCAGAACAUCGCCGAGAGGCUCCUGCGGGUGAUGUGUGCCGAUCUGGGAACCCUGGGCGUGGUGAACGGGAAGGAAUUCAUCAAGCUCGCCCAGACCCUGGUGGACAGCGGUGCCCGCUAUGGGGCCUUCUCUGUGCCCGAAAUCCUGGGCAACUUUAACUCCCUGGCGCUGAAGCAUCUGCCCCGGAUGUACAACCAGGUGAAAGUGAAAGUCACCUGUGCAUUGGGCAGCAACGCCUGCCUUGGCAUCGGUGUGACCUGCCAUUCACAGAGCAUUGGGCCGGAUUCGUGCUACAUCCUCACGGCCUACCAGGCUGAGGGCCACCACAUCAAGAGCUACGUGCUGGGUAUCAAGGGGGUGGACUUACGGGAUACCGGGGAUUUCGUCCACCAUUGGGUGCAGAACGUGCUGUCAGAGUUUGUAAUGUCCGAGAUCAGGACGGUGUAUGUGACUGACUGUCGGGUCAGCUCCUCUGCCUUCUCCAAGGCCGGCAUGUGCCUGCGCUGCUCGGCCUGUGCCCUGAACUCAGUGGUGCAGAGCGUCCUGAACAAGCGGACGCUGCAGGCUCGCAACAUGCACGAGGUCAUCGAGCUCCUGAAUGUCUGCGAGGACCUGGCCGGCUCCACAGGCCUGUCCAAGGAGACAUUCGGCUCUCUGGAGGAGACGUCCCCACCGCCCUGCUGGAACUCAGUGACUGACUCCCUCCUGCUGGUCCACGAGCGCUACGAGCAGAUCUGCGAGUUCUACAGCCGGGCCAAGAAGCUGAACCUCAUCCAGAACCUAAACAAGCACCUGCUGAGCAACCUGGCUGCCAUCCUGGCCCCCGUGAAGCAGGCCGUGAUAGAGCUGAGCAGCGAGAGCCGGCCCACCCUGCAGCUCGUGUUGCCCACCUACGUCAAGCUGGAGAAGCUCUUCACGGCCAAGGCCAAUGACGCGGGCGCCGUCAGCAAACUCUGCCACCUCUUCCUCGAAGCGCUGAAGGAGAACUUCAAGGUGCAUUCUGCCCACAAAGUGGCCAUGAUCCUGGACCCACAGCAGAAGCUACGCCCUGUCCCGCCAUACCAGCACGAGGAGAUCAUCGGCAAGGUCUGCGAACUCAUCACAGAGGUGAGCGAGUCCUGGGGCGAGGAGACAGAGUUCGAGCCCGCUGCCAAGAAGGCGCGGGCAGCAGGCGAGGGUGCCCCUGCCCUGGAGGAUGAACUGGUGGGCAAAGGUGAAGUGUAUGAUUACCUGCAGGAGCCCCUCUUUCAGGCCACCCCGGACCUCUUUCAGUACUGGUCCUGUGUCACCCAGAAGCACACCAAACUAGCGAAGCUGGCCUUCUGGCUCCUCGCGGUGCCCGCUGUGGGGGCCCGAAGCGAUUGUGUGAACAUGUGCGAGCAGGUGCUCCUGAUCAAAAGGAGACGGCUGCUCAGUCCAGAAGACAUGAACAAACUCAUGUUUUUGAAGUCCAACAUGCUUUAAGACUGGCUCUGGGUUUGAAACAAAACAAAACCAACAAACAAAAAAAACAGAACUCUGAAACACUGUUCCAAACCAAGAAAAGGAAUUUAAGUUCUAAACACUGUGGACCUCAUUAAGAAUGCCCCUGGAAACCAAGUGCUUUUUCAUAUGUACAUAUGGUUGUAUGUGUGGGUGUGUGCACAUGCGGAUGUGGGAGGGAGGGCGGGUGGAAUGCCCGCAUGCUCGUGUGCCCACAGAAUCACAUCCUGCACCUCUUCGGCAGGCAGAGCUGCGUAUUGGUCAUGUGCGCAUGCCCACGUACCUAGCCGUGGUGAGACAUGCCUGCACCUCUGCUCCCCCGCCCCUUCCCCCCCGCAAACCACACACACACACACGUGCACACACGUGCAGAUAUGUGUGCCUGUGUCAGGGCAGGGGUGUUACACUAGGUGUGCGAGGAAAGCCGAGCAUAUGAGAGAAAGGUAGUGAUGUAGCCCAGAGUCUCACUUCUGUCCUUGGUGAGUGGGCUUUGACAGACUUUCUAGGGUUUUCAGGUGCGCAGACCAAUAAGAGGCUGAUAUUCUAUGUCUUCAGGCAGCUGAGAUCUAAAGUGACUUGAAGUUUCUUUUUGUUUCCUAACCUCCCCUCCAUUUUCUCUCCCCCACUUGAGCUGUCUUGCCAUGGAUAAUUGAACCCGCAUCAAAUGGACUAUUUCUGCACUGGACUUUACUCCCGUGAAUAACUGUACACCUUACAGGGCAUUCAUCUGCAGCCUAAACGUACUCCGGGUGCGAUUUAGGGCGACUGCACUUGAAAACACAAGAAUCUCCAGCAAUCAGGAAAGGAGACUAAGAAAAUAAAACUUUAUGCUUUUUUGUA